This is a messenger RNA of Acanthamoeba castellanii str. Neff, 1605 nucleotides long. RefSeq lists its product as uncharacterized. The record is from RefSeq and is a predicted model, not a curated record. The coding region runs from base 1 to 1605 and encodes 534 amino acids. Lineage: Eukaryota; Discosea; Longamoebia; Acanthamoebidae. The transcript has 6 exons.
AUGGCACUGCUGUCGCCUCCGCCGCACAAGCACGCUGAUGUGGGGAAUCCCUCGUCGCCCCCGCAGAGCAAGAAAAAGCGGCGCUCGCCGUACAAGUGCCACAAGUGCGGGAAGCCCAAGAAGGGCCACAUCUGCACUGCCGUGGACCCGUCGAGCCUCGCCCUCUUCAAGGAGCGCGAGGCACGCCCUCCCCAGCCGGCCUACCCGCACCACCAGCACCACCCGCAGGACUCGCCCCCCUCGGCCGGCAGCCUCUCCCUGGCCUCCCUCGCCGCCACGUCGUCCGCCCUCUCGCCCUCCUACGCCGGCGUGUCCUCCUCCUCCUCGGCAUCGUCGCCCUACUCCUCCUCCCUGUCCUCCUCCCUGUCCUCUUCCUCCUCCUCGUCGUCGGUUUCUCACCAUCAUCACCACCACCACCUCGCGCUGCCCACGCCGUCGGACGACUGGACGAUGCGCGUCGUGGAAGGUGACGAAGCCGACAUGGAGGCGGCCAACGGUGGCCAAGGACUGCGCAGGCGGCGGAAGUCAGGCGCGAGCGGGACGACGACGACGAAAAAGAGGAAGAAGAAGCGGGGAGGAGGAGGACAGCGCCGACGAGGCAGCCGGAGCAGCCGGGGAGCCAACAGCGGCGAGGGGCUUCCGGGGGACCACACCGAUGACUACGAAGAAGACGAAGCGGAGAUAGACGAGGACGACGACGAGGACGGCGGGGACCAGGACGGCGAGGACGACGAGGACGACGACGAGGUGGAGGAGGGGGACCUUCUGGCGGCGGGUGAGGAGGUGAUGGGGGCGGGCGUGUCGCGGCGCAACCUGGUUCCGUUCCUGGGCGACAUGGCGGCCCUCUACAACACGUCCUCGGACAACCUCUUCCCCACCGAUGCCCUCUCCCGCUACGAGCUCAGCGGGUCCAACCCCAUGGAAGCCGCCGCCUACGGCUCUGGCUCGUCGUGGGCCAACUGGGGCGCCCUUGGCGAGACUCCCGCGGCAGAGGAGGACUUUGACAUCUCGCUGUUCGGGUACAUCGACGAGCGGCCGCCCGAGAAGGUGUCGGGCGUGGGCAUCACCCUCGACCAGAAGAAGGUGCCCUUCUUCGUUUCCUGGUUCGAGAUGGCUGCGUCGGGCCUCGACAUGCUGGAGACCUUUCUCAAGACGCAACGGCCGGCGUGGCGAGCGCUACCGGGGGUGCUUGAAGACCUCCACGAGCAGAAGAGGAAGCUCAACGCCUGGAAGGACAACUUUGGCAAGGAGGUGAUCGGCAAGGCUCUGCACGAGCAGCAGCAGCAAGCCGACAGCAGCUCGGCAGCAGCUUCCACACGGGUUGGGGGUCACGUGCUGUUCGCGAGAGAUGCGGAGGUGAUGGCGAUGAUGCUCGUCGAUCAGCAGCAGCAGCAGCAGCACCAGCAGCACGGAACCCAGCGGGGUACGACGACCGCCAAGCGGAGAACGCCGGAUGCCGACGACCAGGUCGCCCGUCAGGAGGAAGAGGAGCGCGAGCCCAUCGCACCCCCCAAACGACGAAAAAACGAAGCGGCAGCGGCAGCAGCAGCAGACCCGCUAGGCUCAUCAUCACACCUUGCCGCCGCCGCCGCGCACCAGCCAUGA